Molecule: messenger RNA, 2337 nt
Organism: Corylus avellana
Lineage: Eukaryota; Viridiplantae; Streptophyta; Magnoliopsida; Fagales; Betulaceae
Product: putative wall-associated receptor kinase-like 16
Biological process (GO): protein phosphorylation; cell surface receptor signaling pathway
Cellular component (GO): plasma membrane
Molecular function (GO): ATP binding; calcium ion binding; polysaccharide binding
Source: RefSeq, a predicted model, not a curated record
AUGGGCUCGAGUGGGAAGCUUUUGCAAAUCAUAGUACUGCCAGGAGCUGUGAUAAUAUUUGAAAUUGUGGCAGCAGCUGCAGCUAUAGCUAUGGCGAAGCCUGGCUGCGCCAGCAAGUGUGGAAAUGUAGAAAUUCCAUUCCCGUUUGGCUUGAGUGGUGGCUGCUAUCUAGAUGAGGAUUUCAAUAUCAGCUGUCCCUCUGGAAAACCAUUGAUAGGUAAUGUCCCUGUAUCAAGCAUAUCCAUUGAGAAUCAUGAGAUGCAUGUCAUGAAAUUGGUAGCCCGAGACUGUUACAAACGGGACGGUCAACGUGUUCGCUGGAACGGCACCACCCUCAAGUUAUCCCACUACACCAUUUCCAACACCAAAAACAAGUUCACUGUUAUUGGCUGUGACACUUACGCCUACCUUAGUGGUGUCAAAAACGGAGCAAACUACUCCAUCGGCUGCUCAUCUCAAUGCUCAAGCCUCAACAUCGUGGACAAUGGGUCUUGCUCCGGGAUUGGGUGCUGCGAGGUGGGGUUUCCGGAUGGGCUUAAAGGUAUUAGUGUGAAUGUAAGGAGCUUUCAAAAUCACACCAAAGUAUGGAACUUCAAUCCCUGCGGCUAUGCUUUUGUUGUGGAGAAAGGCGAGUUCAACUUCUCCGCCGAUUAUCUCAAGAAUCUAAGCAACAAAAGGGUUCCAAUGGUGCUUGAUUGGACAGUUGGCAAUCAGACGUGUGAUAAUGCUCGGAAAAAACCCAAGUUCGCAUGCAAGGAAAAUAGUGAAUGCCUUGAUCUCCAAACCAGCCAGGGGUACCGUUGCAAGUGCAAGCAAGGUUACCAUGGAAACCCAUACCUCGAUGGGGGUUGCCAAGACAUUGACGAAUGUGGGGAUCCGAAUCUCAAUAAUUGCACGAACCAGAACCACUGUUUCAACACAAAAGGCAAUUAUACAUGUGGUUGUCCCAAGUGGUACCGUGGGGACGGGAGAAAAGACGGUGAACGUUGUUACGCGGAUUUCGCACUAGCGGUUAAGAUUCCAAUUGGCAUUGGCAUAAGCUUAAUUGCUUUGCUUGGGGGUAGCUCGUGGUUGUACUUAGUACUCAAGAAAAGAAGAUUUAUUAAGCUUAAAGAAAAGUUCUUUCAACAAAAUGGGGGUUUGAUUUUAGAAAGGCAUCUCAAUGAACAAGUAGGCUCCACCGAAACAGCCAAAAUCUUUACUGUAGAAGAGCUGAAGAAGGCUACCAAAAACUAUGAUGAGAGUAGAAUCAUUGGCCAAGGAGGCUUUGGUACAGUUUACAAAGGAUUUUUACCGGAUAAUAGAAUUGUUGCCAUUAAGAAGUCCAAGACAAUGGAUCAAAACCAAAUUGACCAAUUCAUUAACGAGGUUGUUCUACUCUCUCAAAUUAAUCAUAGGAAUGUUGUCAAACUCUUGGGUUGUUGUUUAGAGACAGAAAUUCCUAUGUUAGUUUAUGAAUUUGUCCCAAAAGGUACGCUCUUGAACUAUAUACAUCAUGAAAGCAGUGGAUCCGCCAAACGAUGGGAAACCUAUCUAAGAAUAGCUGCAGAAACAGCGGACGCACUAUCGUAUCUGCAUUCUGCAGCUUCAACACCUAUAAUCCAUAGAGAUGUCAAGUCAUCAAACAUACUACUUGAUGAUAAUUUCACUGCAAAAGUCUCUGACUUUGGAACUUCAAGAUUGGUUCCUCGACAUCAAAAGGAACUAGCUACUGUGGUGCAGGGAACUCUUGGUUACUUGGAUCCUGAAUACUUGCAGACAAACCGAUUAACGGAGAAAAGUGAUGUCUACAGCUUUGGAGUGGUCCUUGUGGAGCUACUAACUGGAGAUGAUGUACUUUCAUUCGAUAGGUCAGAGGAGGAAACAAGUCUACCUAUGUAUUUUCUUUCUUCCUUGAAAGAGGAUCAAUUGUUUGAAAUUCUUGAGAACCAUAUAGUUGAAGAAGGAAAUAAAGAGCAAAUCAAGGAAGUCGUUGAACUUGCAGAGAGGUGCUUAAAAGUGAAAGGGGAUGAGAGACCUAGUAUGCAAGAAGUGGCAAUGAAGUUAGAACGAAUAAGAAAGAUAGAGACACAUUCUCGGGUUAAUGCUCAAUCAAAUGUGGAAGAGGCCAAACACCUGCGUAGUGUGACAUCUGACUCUUAUGAAUGCGGUGGAAGUAGCAGUACAACCAUUGGAUAUGAUAGCAUGAAUGACCAUGUAACGUUAGCCUUGGGGGAUGGCAGAUGAAUGUGGCAUACAUCCACCCUUCUUGGCCUUUUUUUUUUUUUUUUUUUUUUUUAAUGCAACUUCCGGUGUUAGUGUUUUUUUUUUUUAGAGCCUCAACAAAAUGCUCAAUAG